Molecule: messenger RNA, 1291 nt
Organism: Ilex paraguariensis (yerba mate)
Lineage: Eukaryota; Viridiplantae; Streptophyta; Magnoliopsida; Aquifoliales; Aquifoliaceae
Source: the annotation of a GenBank genome assembly
CCCUCCUCCUUUGGGUAUGACUUGUUAGCACUCACACGCAGUCAUUUGCAUCCAAAAAUGGAGGCAAAGGCGUUGCAGCUAACAUGCGCACCUCUUCCACCGCCCCCACCACCCGCCUUAACCCUUCCAGCAGCUCUAAGCCCUACUCAUUUCAAGGCCAGAUUUCCACCCAUCGCAGUACUUUGUCGGAGCAAGAAGAUAGAAGAGCAAGACCUGGAUGGGCUUCCAAAAGAGUAUUACGAUGACGAAUGGCAAGCCCAACAGCGGGAAAAAACCAAGGAAUUGCAUCAAAAACGUCAAGAGGAAGACGAGGAAGAGGAAAGAAAGGUUGAUGAAUAUCGUGAAAUAGGCAUGCGGUUGAAGGAUUAUCCUGAAGAAGAACGUCAAAAGGCAAAGAAAUUGGUUUCAAGCUUUAUCAGAUCUGCUGAAGAAGUGGAAGAGAAAAUUGAGGAAGCUGCUGAGAAAGGCGAACUCACCGAGCUUGUUCUUAUGGUCAUAUGGAAUCGCCUCGACCUCGCUCGGCGUGAUGAUGAAAAGGAUGCCGUACGAAGUCUCAAUCUCUUGUACAGGCGGGUUGAGACAGAGAUCUUGAAAAGGGAGGCCACUCCUGCAAUGAGACUGCUCAAUGAUCUGUUGAAUAUGCAUGAUGGAUUUGAUAAUGAAGGAUGGGCGAAGGCAUGUAAAAAGCGUAUGGUUGAUACUUUUCCACGAGAGGAUCCAUUCAGUAUUCUUGUUCCAGCUGGAUUUGACAUUGAUAAGCAUCAAGGCCCAAUAAGACCACCAAUGGAAGUUGAUGACGUCCUGUUGAGGGUAGAUUUUGUGAGAGAGCUUGAUGCUUUGCUACAGGAGGUUCGGUCUGAACAAAGUGAAGCACAAGAUGCACAAGGGUUUGAUCCUGAAUCUGUUGCAAGUAGGUUGAAGCAACAGGAGCAACGGCAGGCUAUUCACCUAGUGGAAGCUGUACUGGAUAUAGCUAUUAAUUUGAAAUGGUAGUCAAUAUACUCCCUGUUUCUUUAUUUUCCUCAACUAUACAAAUCCUUCUAAUGACUUGGUUGGCAACUCCUUCUUCUUCUCCGUCUCUGUUGUACUGCAGAAUGAUAUAUUCCCAUUGUGUUUGGGUUUUUGUAUUUUCAGGUUGCAAUGAACUGUGACCUAAAUUAUAUGUGGGAGUGUUAUUCUGUGUUUCCAUUCUUUUUUGUCCUUUAACAAGGAAAUAUGUUGAAAAUCAGAACUGUGCUGAUGCCAAGGAAUUCAAUAUUAAUAAGAGAAUCCCUGCAUGAAUGAGAUCUUG